CCGUGGGAACAGGCUCCGCCCCCUGACGCCGCGGAGGGAGGGACUGACGCUCUGCCCGUCCAAUCGGCUGCGGCACAGCCCCUUUCCGGACGGAGGGUGGGCGUCGGCCGCCAGACGUCACCUUUGCCGUGCUGGAAGCGCAGGCCGAAGCCCAGAUGUGGUUCCCGGAGGAGGCGGCGGCGGCGGCGGCCGAGGAGGAGCUCCUGGACUGGCUCCUGGAGGGCGGGGCGGCCCCUGCGGCGGGGCUCCUGAGUCAUGAGAAGGGCGGCGGCGGCGGCGGCGGCGGCGGAGACCUGCUGGCCGAGUGGGGGCUGCGGGAGCCGGAGGUCCCGGGGGAAGCGGAGGCGGCGGCGGCGGCGGCGGCGCUGGAGGACUGGCUGAGCGGCCUGCUGAGCCCCUCGGGGGACGAGGAAGGCGGCGGCGGCGGCGGGGGCUGGCUCCUGGGGGCCUCCCCUCCCGGCAGCGACGCCAGCAGCGGCCCCUCCGAGGGCUCCUCCUGCACCGGCAGCCCCCCGGCCUUGGAGAGCGUCCGCGCCGACCACACCUACUCCCUGGACCCCCCGCAGCCCCUGCCGGACGGCGACGUCGCCAUCGACCUGGAGAUGUGGGGGGACGCAGAGACCCUCAAUGACUCCUACAGCAGCCACGGGGACUGUGACUUCCCUGUUACUGUGCCCAUCGAGGAGUCCAGCCCUGAAACAGGUCUACAGUUCCGUUUCCCUGAGCUGAUCCUGACCGUCGAGGAGCGGAGGCUUCUGGAAAAAGAGGGUGUUUCAAUUCCGUCCAACCUCCCCCUAACCAAGGCUGAAGAGCGGGUCCUGAAGAGAGUCCGCCGGAAGAUCCGCAACAAGCAGUCAGCUCAAGACAGCCGUCGAAGAAAGAAGGUCUACGUGGACAGUCUGGAGAGCAGGGUCGUCGCCUGCACAGCCCAGAACAGUGAGCUCCAGAAGCAAGUGCAGCUGCUGCAGAAACAGAACAUGUCCUUGUUAGCUCAGCUGCAGAAGCUGCAGGCCCUGUUCCGCCAUUCCUCCACCAAGACGACCACGGCCGGCACCUGUGUCAUGGUCUUGCUCUUGUCCUUCUGCCUCAUCCUCCUGCCCAGCCUUCAUCCCUUCGGAAGCCAGGAACGGCAGCUGGAGUUGCAAGGAGUGUUAUCCCGGAGGCUUCGUGGGUAUCCAGGCGACGGAGGGCAACCACAGGCUGAAGUGCCUCAGACUACAGGAGCAGCCAGCCGCCCCUCUGCUGGCCAUCUGCUGCACCUUGAGGAGUCACUGCCCGGAGAUGCCCCACAGGCCCCAGGGAGCCUCAAUCAGUCUCUGGAGGACAGCCGGCGCCCCCCUGAGGCACAACCAGCUGCCACAGCAAACAGCAGCUCCUCCGGGGACCCCUCUCCCCAGCCCACCGGGCUUCCGCCUCCAGAGGAGCCGUUCUUGGGGAAGCGCACGGCUUUCCUGCCCACCUUUGCCGAGCAGAAGCAGAGUUGGGUGGACCAGACCACGAGUGUGAUCAUCCAGCCACACCACUCCGAUGAGAUGUGAGGCCACGGGAGCAGAGAGCUGUCUGCCAGCAGCAUGAGGCGCAAAGACUGUCCAAGGCUCUGCCUCCUGGGCAUGGACUUCGCAUGGGCUCAGCAAGGAGGUUGGAGUUUGAUGAAGCACUUGAAAUGCUUUCCCCACUCCCAAAAACCCCACCAGCAGCUCUUCCCGGUACUCAGGAAAAACAGCCCCGGCUCUUGGGAGGAGCUCCAGCGCUGGCUUGGGGCUUGGCUGUGAGUCCAGAGGCGGAAAAGCUCGCAAAUGCUCUUUCUGCCUCCAGCUCUUGAUAUCUGCUGAGCUGCUCCUGUUCCCCUGUGGCUGCAGUCGUGGCCCCCUCGGGGUUCGCCUUUGAAUGCUCUCCCUCUUCUUGUGAGCUGCUCCCUUGCUUUGCACUUCUCCUGCAGCAGUAUUGGCAUCCCCUCUGACGAAAGGGGGUGUGAGCCCCCUCUCCCUGGCCUGCACGGCUUGAGCCAUGCCGGGAAUAGCAGGAGGCGCUGCCUGUCGCUGAUGUCCCUUCAGCCUUGCCCUCCCUUCUUCAGGAAAGACCCUUCCAACAGCUGUCCUUCUGCUCGUCAUAGUAUCAUAGAGUUGGAAGAGACCCCAAGAAGGGCCAUCCACUCCAACCGCCUGCCAUGCAGGAACACACAACCAAAGCACUCCUGACAGAGGGCCAUCGAGCCCUGUGGCAACCCCACUAGUCACUUCUUGCCAGUCAGUCAACCAAUUGCCAGUCCGUUUAGCAUUGUCUAGCCCAGAUUUCACUAGCUUGCUUGCGAGAAUAUUAGGGGGCACCUUGUCAAAAGCUUCAGUAAAAUCCAGGUAUGCUACGUCCACAGCAUUCCCUUCGUCUACCAAGCUUGUCACUC
This is a messenger RNA of Sphaerodactylus townsendi, 2401 nucleotides long. RefSeq names its product cAMP responsive element binding protein 3 (gene CREB3). Gene Ontology annotation, molecular function: RNA polymerase II cis-regulatory region sequence-specific DNA binding; DNA-binding transcription factor activity, RNA polymerase II-specific. Gene Ontology annotation, cellular component: nucleus. The transcript is spliced from 10 exons. Bases 156 to 1538 code for a protein of 460 amino acids. The record is from RefSeq and is a predicted model, not a curated record. NCBI's taxonomy places the organism in Eukaryota, Metazoa, Chordata, Lepidosauria, Squamata, Sphaerodactylidae. Gene Ontology annotation, biological process: regulation of transcription by RNA polymerase II.